Triplophysa dalaica is the source of this 1582-nucleotide messenger RNA. RefSeq names its product charged multivesicular body protein 4C (gene chmp4c). NCBI's taxonomy places the organism in Eukaryota, Metazoa, Chordata, Actinopteri, Cypriniformes, Nemacheilidae. Gene Ontology annotation, cellular component: cytoplasmic side of plasma membrane; multivesicular body; ESCRT III complex. The transcript has 5 exons. Bases 333 to 1049 code for a protein of 238 amino acids. Gene Ontology annotation, biological process: late endosome to vacuole transport via multivesicular body sorting pathway; vesicle budding from membrane. The record is from RefSeq and is a predicted model, not a curated record.
GGAAAGGUAAACUACUACAAAUGCAACUUUUUAGUAACAUAUUUUAUUUUAUUAUUUUUUGAUGCGUAUUUUCAAUUUGUGAAAAGUCCUUUACAAUACACCACUCCUAUUUUGCUGAAUUGUUCAUCAAAUGCCAACCUGCGACAUUAUCCUUUAGUGGGCGUGGCUUCAGAGACAACAGCGUCAAGCGCACACAGGUGUUACGUUUCAGGAAGAGUCUGUGUUUUGAAUUGAAUCUGAAAAGUAGCCUGUCAGGAAUUGUCACUUUCUCUCGAGAUCUUGUAUCUGCCUGACGGUUGAAACCUGGAACGGGAAUUAAAGUCGAUAUAAAAAUGAGUAAAAUUUCAAAGUUGUUUAAGGGGAGCUCCUCGAGCUCAUCCUCCAGGCCCAGUUCUAGUUCUGGGUCCAGCUCUAGAUCCAAACACAGGUCUCGGUCUGGUCCGUCACCUCAGGAGGCCAUCAACAAACUGAGAGAAACAGAGGCGAUGUUAACGAAGAAACAGGAAUAUUUAGAGAGCAGAAUCCAGCAGGAGAUCACGAUUGCCAAAAAGAAUGGUACCAAAAACAAAAGAGCUGCACUUCAGGCACUUAAGAGAAAGAAACGUUUUGAGCAGCAGUUAAUACAGAUUGAUGGGACCCUUUCCACCAUUGAGUUCCAGCGAGAGGCCCUGGAGAACGCCACCACAAACACAGAGGUUAUGAAGAACCUGGGUUAUGCAGCCAAAGCCAUCAAAGGUGUUCACCAGACCAUAGAUCUGGAUAAGAUUGAUACGCUCAUGCAGGAUAUUACAGAACAGCAGGAAAUCGCUCAGGAGAUCAGUGAUGCCAUCUCACAACCGUUUGGUGAUCAGUUUGAUGAGGAUGAAUUGUUGGCAGAGCUGGCAGAGUUGGAACAGGAGGAACUAGAAGAAAGUAUGAAAUAUACGGGCAGAUUGCCAAGUGUACCAUCGACCAAACUACCCACCGCAAGACCAAGCCAUCGUUCGACAUCCAGAAAGAGAGUGGAGGAUGAUCAUGACAUGCAGAAGUUGGCUACCUGGGCUUCCUAGGAAUGAAUACCUUACUUUAAAACUUCUCUUUUCACUGUCAUGCACACACAUGCAUACUGUAUAUAUUUAAUACAGUAUGUAUGUAUGCAUAUGUGUGGGUGUAUGUUCGCACUCUCAAAAUCCUAUAAUUAAGAGUCAUGGUCUGCACUGCCAGGAAUUUGUGUCAAAUUUUGAUGGCUUUUAAAAAACAUUGUCGAAUGAAAAGUUGAAAAUUUGGGGGCUUUCCCGGACAGGGUUUAGUAUAGUCCCAGACUAAUUUAAAUGUAAGUGCCAUCUUGAUCGGAAACAAAUAGCACAUAUCAGUGCGAUUGUUUUGUCUCAAGAUGCACACAGUAAUGUUUGUUUGUAAAAAAAAAUUAAACGCCUUAAAUAUCCUAAUUUAGCUAAAGGCUAGUCCUGGAUGAGGCUAUCUUUAAAAUGAAGGAUUUUGCUGGAAAUAUGUUAUUAAUAUUUUAUGAGUGACGGAUUAACUGUGUUAAUGUAAAUGUAGAUUACUGGGAUCCGGGUCAAAAUAAAGUCAUAUUGCAUAUUUA